AUGUCGUGUGAGGAAUUGGCUGAAGCGGAACCUCAACAGACAACCUCAACUAAUAAGGAGUCGCGAGAAAAUACUCCUAUAUCUUCUACUGCCCCCAAAAAAUCCGCGUCUCAUCCUAACCUUCAAGCUCAACAAUUACAAAACGAACAGAACUCGAGUGCUGAAUCUAGUCAAGAAAUAAAAAUGAAUUUAAGUCGAAGGCAACAAAAAGAUAAAAAUGAUAAAGACAUUUUAAAGUCUAACAAUGCUUGUCAAAGCGUGUCAGACAAAGACAUUAUCAAUAAUAACAAUUCGACUAGUAACAGCAACACAUUAAUUAAUUCUGAUGGUAUAGAUGAAAAUUCAAAUGGUUCAUUUAAUCAUAAUAUAAGUGUUGAUGAUAUUGAUCAUGAUUCAUUACAAGAAAAUGGUAUUUCAAUUCCUCGGAGACAAAGCAUGAAUGAUAAUUCUCAAAGAUCGUUGAAAUCCUAUUCUAUGCAUCAACGUCACAAUUCGACUCCAAGUAGUUCUUCAGUUAACAUUACCACUACGAAUGCCAAAAUGCCCCAAUUACCAUAUCCGAAUAUGAAUCCAAAUGCUCCUUUUAUGCCCGCUCAGUCCCAAUACUUUACUCCUCCAUUUUUUCCAAACAAUGGACAAUACUUUUAUGACAACAGAUUUGGGAGGCCGCCUCCUCAAAUGCCUCCUUCAGUACAACAAACAUUUGUUAGAUCAAAUGUUUACCCUUAUCCCCAAAUACCUGUUAUUCCUUCAAUGCCUCCUCAACCUUAUCAUAAUCCUUCCCCUCUAAUUCCUCAUCAGUCUCUUCCCUCAAGAUACCUUAAUCCUUCUAGUGCAACCGGGGGUGAUUCUGGUUUUUCUUCUCGUAGAAGUUCUUUGGAUCAAAUUAGAACUCCGGAUUUUAGUCCCCAACAUCCUCCCAGGAUAAAUCAGCAAAAAAAACCUAAACAAUUGGAUAAAGCCCUUUGGGUUGGAAAUUUACCUGAUUCGACCACUCAAGAUGAAUUAAAAGAAUUUUUCGCAGAUGAGAACAUGGAGAGCGUAUUCCAUAUUAAGAAGUCUAAUUGUGCCUUUGUGAAUUAUAAAACAUAUGAAGCUGUUAUGGAAGCUGUAGAUAAAUACAAUGAAGCUGAGUUUAAGGACAUUAAAUUGGUUUGUCGUCCAAGGAAGCAAACUUCCGCUGAUUUAAAAUUGAAAACCGAAUCCUUGUCUGCACUUGUUUCGGAAAGCACUCCUCCUCCUACGCCUUCAGAGGCUGGCUCAACGGCGUCAUCUUCCACUAGAUCUCGCCGUUCAUCCGUACCACCACGUCAACGAAUUCGACAACCGUCUAUUGCUUCCGUGUCUCCGGCUUCUUCUGUUUCUUCCUCAAAACCCUCUUCACAAAAUAGGUAUUUCAUUCUCAAAUCAUUGACUCAAGAUGAUCUUGACAUUUCUGUUAAAAGUGGCCUUUGGGCAACGCAGCCUCAUAAUGAAGCAGCUUUGAAUAAGGCGUUUAAGAGUGCCGAGAACGUAUACCUAAUAUUUAGUGCCAAUAAGAGCGGUGAAUUUUAUGGUUAUGCAAAAAUGAAGAGUCAGAUUAGUAAAGAGAUGACGACCGAGACAGUACAAUGGACUCCGAUUGACGAAGCUGCUUUAGCUGCUUCUUCUUCACGUCCUUCACCUAAUCAAGAUGAAAAGUCACGAAAAAAAUCUCAAGAAGAAGAGAAUGAAGAUUUGGAAGAUGACGCUAUUCCAUCUAGGAAUUGGGGGACAACCUUUAGAGUAGAAUGGAUUAAAGUUCAAAAGCUUCCUUUUAUUCGUACGCGUCAUCUUCGUAAUCCAUGGAACGCAAAUCGCGAAGUUAAAAUCAGUCGCGAUGGUACCGAAGUUGAACCAGUUGUUGGAGACCGAUUACUUACCGAGUUCCAUAAACCAACUCCAACUAUCCCCGUAUCAUAUUCAACUAUAUCUGGCCCUUUAUUAACUCAGCCAUUGAAUAUUGAUGGUCAAGGUGUGGUUGUCGAAGGACAGGAUAGAAUGUUGACUUCUCAUAAUGGUGCGCAAACUCAACUACCGCCAAUGAUGGAUCCCAAUUUUAUGCAAAACGCUCAACCUGCCUUUUUCACUCAUCCUCAAGGGUAUUGGCACCCACAACCUCUUAUAAUAUCUCCAUAUGGAGCACCUGCUCAUCCGGGUUAUGUUCCAAGUCAACAAACUUGGACGACUACUACAGCUAAAGAUUCAUCUGUUGGUAUUACUCGUGCACAACCGACUCAACCUUCAACAGGUGUAACUGGUUCUGCCGCGAUGACACCGAUAAUGCCUUUAGAUCAACAAUACGUGGAGGUAAUAUGGGUAAAUAUGGCCACAAGAGUAGAACCUGGAAUUCCACAGCAUCAUCCUUCACAUUACCAGUCCUCUGCUCAUCACCUUUAUCAAUCUCCCGCUGCUGGUACAGGAGUUCAUUACCAGCAAGCACCACCACAGCAAUACUAUAGAUCUUCAGAUGAUAAUAAUCAUAUAGAUGGUCAUAUGUCAUAUCAAGUAUCAUCGCAGCAGCAACAGGAUCAAAAUAUGGGCAGUGAUCAAGAAAAUGAAUCCCAUAUGAUGUCUUCUUUUCUCAUGGAAGAGCAAAGACAAAGUUUUGAAGCUAGUGGUAGUGCAUAG
Funneliformis caledonium is the source of this 2649-nucleotide messenger RNA. The record is from the annotation of a GenBank genome assembly. Lineage: Eukaryota; Fungi; Glomeromycota; Glomeromycetes; Glomerales; Glomeraceae.